Daldinia childiae is the source of this 2844-nucleotide messenger RNA. RefSeq lists its product as uncharacterized. Gene Ontology annotation, molecular function: ubiquitin-protein transferase activity; metal ion binding; protein binding. The coding region runs from base 1 to 2844 and encodes 947 amino acids. The transcript is spliced from 2 exons. The record is from RefSeq and is a predicted model, not a curated record. Gene Ontology annotation, biological process: protein ubiquitination; mitotic cell cycle checkpoint signaling; ubiquitin-dependent protein catabolic process. Lineage: Eukaryota; Fungi; Ascomycota; Sordariomycetes; Xylariales; Hypoxylaceae. Gene Ontology annotation, cellular component: nucleus.
AUGACCUCUUCAAGGCCUGGUGUCGAUUUGGAGAAGGAGUUGACCUGUUCGAUCUGUACGGACAUCCUCUACCAACCCUUAACCCUCCUCGACUGUCUGCACACCUUUUGCGGCUCCUGUCUAAAAGACUGGUUUUCAUGGCAAAAAACAACGGCAGAAAAUUCACCAAAUCCUCCGUCGCCUGGCUCCCUAAAAUUCACCUGCCCGUCUUGUCGCGCUCAAGUUCGGGAUACCCGUCACAAUGCUACCGUUACUACUUUGCUCGACAUGUUCCUGGCCGCGAAUCCGGACAAAGCUAAGCCGGACGACGAAAAAGAGGAAAUGCGCAAGAAGUAUAAGCCUGGGGAUAAUGUCUUACCGCAAAUACGAAUACCGCAGAAAUCGCUCGAGGAGAGGCGGAUAGAGGAGAUGGAAAGGCAGAUGCUGGAGCAGGCACGCCAGAUGAGCUUGCAAGAUGCUGGUGUUGGAUCUGCGGAGGGAUCUAGGACUAGGCGAUAUCAUGGCCAUAGCCGGUCCGAAGAUGGGAGGAGUAGAUCCGAAUGGGACAAUAGUCGCGAGACACGGCAUCGAGAUGCGCGUGAUAGACCCCUGCGAGAAGAGGGACACAGGCGUCGGCAUGACUCGAAUGGCAUGUUACAACCUGAUUUACCCUCGGAUGAACGGCGCCGCUAUCGUAGUGAAUCACAGCACCGUUCCCGUGAUUCAUCGAGGACUAGGAGGAGACAGGUUGAGCAUCAAGCGUCGAUAAGAUCCCUGAUUAGUUCGUCUGAUGUGGACUUCCGUGAUAUAGAGAGGGAAAUAGAAGAGUUUGCGCGGCAAAUCCAGGAAGAAGGCCUUUUAGAUGGAUUGGAUUUAGAUAACAUCGACCUGGCCCAGAAUGACGAACUAAGCCGAAAGAUCACCGAAGCAUACCGACGGAGGCAGAGGGAUCGAAUUCGUACUCAACAACCUAGGAGAAGCGACCCGGUCAUCACAUCUCCUAGACCUGAGCCUCUGCAAUCUUCUUUGCGGCCACCUCCGGCAGACACAUCCCGACCUAGCAGCCGACCAAGAUCAAGUUCAGCGCAUAGUAGACCAGCUACGAGCCAAGGCCAAGUAGACGAUCGCAGUCGACCCCCUGUUACGUCAACCCAUCUAGAGGUUCGUGCAGAUCCAGAAAGAAGGCGGCGGCGGAGGACUUCCAGCGACGCCAGAAGCGCAACAGAUCCCGCACGGCCAAGAACAGCAGAGACAAGUCCAGCAGCAAGAUCACAGACAGAUCUAACUUUAAGGCCGCAGAGUACUGACCCAUCGGCACGACGUCCUUCUGUCUCCGAAUCGAGGAGCUCUAGUAUGCCUAUCACAAAUGCGGUCGGACAGCCACCGGCGGGAGAAAGCUCUCGACCUAGAGAUCUCUCUUUUAGCGCACGAACAUCUGCUGCUCAGAUCCCACGGACGCCCUCACCGGAACCUCAUUCUGAUGAUUCUAGCAUGGAACACCCAAAACGUGCACGACGGCCUUCAAGUCUCGUAGCUCCGCAAUCCCCAUUACCUAGCCUUGGACUCAUACCAUCGCCCUCACAUCAAACACAUCAUCAACGAACGAGAUCUCAAUUUUACCAAGAACCAUCAAUCACGUGUGCGCGAUGCAAACGGCAGCAUAUCGAAUAUGAACUUCACUAUAACUGUUCAAGAUGCGCCAACGGAACGUGGAAUAUCUGUUUGAGUUGUUAUCGUUCUGGGAAAGGGUGUGAGCAUUGGUUUGGUUUUGGAUAUGCAGCAUUUAAGAAUUGGCAAAGAGUUGUAGCAGACGGGAACGAGGGGCUCGAGCCGCCGCAUAUGUUGACCUCAUGUCGAUACAAGCAACCUAAGUAUACGCCAGGCGGAGCGGACGGACGAAGAACGCUUACUACGGAUGACCCGGCUAAUCGUUUAGAAAGCGGUAUGUUCUGCGUAAGAUGCCUAUCCCUGGCUAAUGAGUGCUUCUGGCGCUGCGAAUCUUGUAACGAAGGCGACUGGGGUUUCUGCAACAACUGCGUAAAUACGGAUAAGUGUUGCACGCACCCUCUUCUUCCAUUGGCCUAUGUUGCACCAGAGACAGGCUCUACUACUCCGCCGGUUAGUCCGCGGCUACCUAAACGUCCACGAGGUGCGACAUUCUCAUCGGGCCCUAACGCCGUGAGCCUUGGAAGUUUUAAGUCGCUUACCUUUACGACGACAUGUGAGGUUUGCCAUGGGCAUAUUCCACCUGCCGAUCAGAGAUAUCAUUGCUUUGAGUGUACUAGCAAGGACUUAACGGAUGGGCAACCGGGUGACUACGAUAUAUGCGAAGAAUGUUAUACCGGCUUGGUCCACGACAAACGCAUAUCGGACGAAAACGGUCACACGGGGUGGAGACGCUGUUUAGAAGGUCACAGGAUGGCUAUUCUUGGAUUCAUGGAGGGCUCUCUUGGACUAAGGCGUUGCAUAUCACGAGAUAUCGUUGGGGGAAGGAGUUUACGCACGGAGCCUUACGAGGGAACUGGUGUCCCGGACGACGAGCAAUACCAGCCUAGAGGCGCGCGUAUGCAAAAAUGGAGUUGGAAAGGUUCGAACGGAUCAAAGCUUGAGAGACUUGUAGCUGUAGAUGUGGCAGCGACAGCACCCGCAUUAGGCACGGAGUUGUUCCCUCCCUCCGGAGGUGCAGGUUCAAGGGCGGUUGCGAAGUGGUCUUGGUACCCGCAGGACGGCGUUACAGACGAGCUAUUAUUCCCCAAAGGAGCGGAAGUGAGAGAGGUAGAAGACGUGAACGGCGAGUGGCUAUUCGGGAGCUACAUGGGCGCCGAGGGAUUAUUUCCCUCACCAUACGUACGGAUUAUUGAGUAG